UGGUUGGGUGUGUGGAUCAUUGAUUAGCUAUCUAUACGUGCAUAAUAUACGUGUAUUUUUAUUGAAAAAUUUGAGAUGAUUAGCUGCUCAAGGCAUCGACUCUCCGUCGACGGUCGCUAGCGUCGAUGUGGAUCCGCCUGUCAUUGUCGUGAGUCCGGCCCCAAUCUAAUAGCCCACUGUGAAGGCUCAGGCUGUCAUAAUGUCGGAGCCCAAGGCACCCACCCCGACUCCGGCUGGAGACACAUACAAAGGAUGGCUAUUCAAAUGGACAAAUUACAUCAAGGGCUACCAGCGACGAUGGUUCGUCUUGAGCAACGGUUUACUAUCCUACUAUAGGACUCAGGCGGAGAUGGGCCACACGUGCCGGGGCACAAUCAACCUGGCCACGGCCAACAUCGCGGUGGAGGACUCGUGCAACUUUGUCAUCUCCAACGGCGGGGCACAGACCUACCACCUGAAGGCCAGCUCUGAGGUGGAGCGGCAGCGCUGGAUCACCGCCCUGGAGCUGGCCAAGGCCAAGGCUGUCCGCAAUCAGGCCGAGUCUGAUGACUCUGGUGAUGAGUGUCCCACGUCACCCCCUACCUCGGGACAGGGCGGAGGGGCACGUAACUCUAACUCAGAGGUACAGUCCACACUACGCACGCUUGGCAGCAAGGUGGAAGACCUGAGCACCUGCAACGACCUCAUCGCCAAGCACGGCUCCGCCCUCCAAAGGUCCCUGUCAGAGCUGGAGGGGGUGCGUCUGGGAGGCGACACGGAUGGCAAGAUCCGGCAGGUGACGGAGAGAGCCACGUUGUUCCGCAUCACCUCCAACGCUAUGAUCAACGCAUGCAGAGACUUCCUAGCGCUGGCCCAGGCCCACAGUAAACGGUGGCAGAAAGCCUUGCAUUCGGAGCGGGACCAGAGGAUAAGGCUGGAGGAAACAUUGGAGCAGCUAGCCAAGCAGCACAACCACCUGGAGAGGGCCUUCAGAGGGGCCACCGUAUUGCCCCUCUCCCAGAGCAACCCUGCCCUGAACAGCAAGAUUUCGGGCUCAGCAAAGGGAGACGCAAGCGACGAGGAUGAUGAAAACGAGUUCUUUGACGCUAUGGAGGACCCGGCGGGGUUCAUCACUGUACCGGCCGACCCCAAGUAUCAUAGAAGGUCAGGAAGUAACAUCAGUGGUCUCAGCGCUGAGGCUGGAAUCGAUGACCAAUCGCUUUGUGACGAGCAGUCGUUGGGGUCCAAUCCGGAGUCGCCCCAAUCCCUGGAUGUGGAGCCAGUGAGGAAGAGGCGGACCAAAAUCCCAGACAAGCCCAACUAUUCGCUGAACCUCUGGAGCAUCAUGAAGAACUGCAUCGGCAAAGAGCUCUCCAAGAUCCCCAUGCCUGUGAACUUCAACGAACCGAUCUCCAUGCUGCAGCGUCUGUCCGAGGACUUGGAGUACUACGAGCUCCUGGACAAGGCGGCUAAAUGCCAGAGCUCUCUGGAGCAGCUGUGCUACGUGGCUGCCUUCACCGUAUCGUCGUACUCCACUACGGUCCACCGUACAGGCAAACCCUUCAACCCCCUACUGGGGGAGACCUACGAACUGGACCGGCUGAGGGAGAGCGGCUACCGCUCACUGUGUGAACAGGUGAGUCACCACCCGCCUGCAGCUGCUCAUCAUGCCAUCUCAGAGAGAGGCUGGACCCUCCGACAGGAGAUCUCCCUCGCCAGCAAGUUCAGGGGAAAAUACCUUUCCAUCAUGCCUCUGGGCUCUAUCCAAUGCGUGUUUGAGAAGAGCAACAAUCACUACUCGUGGAAGAAAGUCACUACCACAGUACACAACAUCAUUGUGGGCAAAUUGUGGAUCGACCAGUCGGGAGAGAUAGACGUGGUGAACCACCGGACCGGUGACUGCUGCCAUCUCAAGUUCGCCCCGUACAGCUACUUCUCCAGAGACGUGGCCAGGAAGGUGACUGGUGUGGUGACCGACAAGGAGGGUAAGGCCCACUAUGUGCUGUCAGGGACGUGGGAUGAGAAGAUGGAGUUCUCCAGGGUGAUGCAGAGCAAUAAGGGAGAGAACGGCACCGAGGGCAAACAGAAGACCGUCUACCAGACGCUCAAAGCCAAGGAGCUCUGGAGGAAGAACCCACUACCUGAGGGAGCGGAGACCAUGUACUACUUCUCGUCGCUGGCACUGACGCUCAACGAGUCUGAGGAGGGCGUGGCGCCCACCGACAGCCGGCGGCGGCCCGACCAGCAGCUGAUGGAGGCGGGCCGAUGGGACGAGGCCAACGCCGAGAAGCAACGGCUGGAGGAGAAGCAGAGGAGUGUCCGCCGCGAGAGGGAGAGAGAGGCCCAGCGCGCAGCCAACCUGCCAGAGGAGGGGGCAGAAGGGGUGGAGGUAGCAGAGGACGGCGUCCACCAGGACAACUAUGAGGCGAUGUGGUUCGAGAGGACCGAGGACGUCGUCACGGGAGAGUCCAUGCACGUCUACAAGGGGGGCUACUGGGAGGCGAAGGACCACGGCAACUGGGACAUUUGCCCAGAUAUAUAUUGAUUUCCCCCCCCCCCCCCCCGAUCAGCGAAUUGUACUAACCCAGGCAUUUGGAACAAGCCACAAGCUGCCCUUUUUCCCCCAAUUGAAGAAGGGACAAACUGGGUAUCGACCCUGUUUAACCCCAACCCUCCCUCUUUCAGGAUAGAUUUUGGGUUGUAAUGCCCCUUACCUCUCCCCUAUCACUCUCUGUGGGGAUGGUGUGCAUAGGGGCUGUGAGACCCUGUAGGACAAUGCAACCGGACAGGGGGAAAGACCUGCUUUCUUCUGCCUUCAUCUUCCGUGUAGGGUCAACUUGCCCCUAGAUGCUGAUCUGGGGUCAGUUUUGCAUUUCCCCCGCUAAUGUUUAAGGUUAGGAUUGGGGGAGCCGAAGCUGAUCCAAGAGCUGUAGCUAGGGAAAACGUCACCCCUGAAAGCUUCAUCUUCACUACAAUGAUUAGAUAUCUCCCUUUAGAGCCACUGCCACUGGCUAGACCUCUGUGUCUUCUGUUUCUUCCUUUGCUGCUCUCUUUCUCACCCACUCCAUCUCUUGUUAUGUUAGUCUGUGGAAAAGACUGGGGGCAGAUAGGUGGUCUGGUUGAUGGUGUUAAAUCGCUAGACUCUAUCAAACACUAACUCUACCUUGCUCCUUUUCCAAGGGAUAUGGACUAAAUGCAUAUGGACAUGAAUUGUGUGUGUGAAGAGGGGGGUUAUAAUAGCAAUGGGUUGGUGCUUAUGUCUGCCAGAUUUUCAAAGCUUCACAAAUGCUGUUUAAGAGGUGUGUGUGUGUGUGUUUGUUUGAGAGAAAGGGGGUGAGCAACAAAUGCAGGAGCCCACGUGUGUGCGCAUGAGAAAAUGUGUGUGUCAGAGAACCCAGUGACAUCACAUUAGCUCCUCUGCUGUGGCUGUUUUGGCUUGGAGCCUGUUAUCCCUCUCGAAGCAGCGAAAUCGGCUAAAUGAAGGAUAUAUCGUCAUAAAGUACUAUUUAAACAGUUCCUACUAUGUCCUACAUCCCAAAGAUGACUUCCACCUCUUCAACAGCAAAACAAUCUAGCGUAGCCUUAUCGUUUUCUAUUAUGGUUAGUGUAUGAAGCAGACUCGACCAUAACAUAUUGGAAUAGUGGCCUAGUAAUUUAGUGUCCAAAAUGGCACCCUAUUCCCUAUAAAGUGCACUUCUUUUGACCAGGUCCUGGUCAAAAGUAGUGCACAAUAAAUGAAUAGGGAUGCAUCAAGAGAUUACUUGUAAUCUACUUUAACUCAAGUGUGUGUGUGUGCACUAGUACAGAGUGUGAGGUUUGAGUUCCAAAAAUAAGAAUUCACAUUUUAUUUUCAAGUGUACUUACAAAAUGUUUCUGAGACCGAGGAAAAAAACAGAAUACAAAGCGAAACAACAUUGCUAAUAUUUGUGUAUAUAUAUAUCAAAGUAAUAAUUUAGUGUUAAUAAUAUUGAAUAGUUAGAUCUAAGUAUGGUGAUUGUGUUUAAGGUCAGAGAGAACUCCCAUUGGUUUCUGUAAAAUAGAACAUGACUGUUUCUCCAUUAAUUGUAAGUCAACUAACUUGUUUGAUUACUUUGUUUUCUCCUACUCCCUGGCCCCGUACACACUCACUUUGUAGAAUACGUUUGAUCCAGUUACACUGCUGUAAGACACCAGUUGUAAAAAAAAUAUCAUUGUCAGGUGUUCUACAACUAAUUUACUGGACUUGUCUUAAGUUCAUUUUGAGUUUCCUUUCACUGUCUUCCCAUUUGUUGUAGUUCCCCAUCUUUAAGUUCAUUCAUUCUCUUAUGGAUCUUGGUCAGUGCGCUGAGUAUAACAGCAUCGCAGGGUGAUGUAAUAAAGCCUGACUGGAGAAGUGCA
Messenger RNA from Salvelinus namaycush (lake trout), 4356 nucleotides. RefSeq names its product oxysterol-binding protein 1-like. Gene Ontology annotation, cellular component: membrane; cytosol; intracellular membrane-bounded organelle. Gene Ontology annotation, molecular function: sterol binding. NCBI's taxonomy places the organism in Eukaryota, Metazoa, Chordata, Actinopteri, Salmoniformes, Salmonidae. The transcript has 15 exons. The record is from RefSeq and is a predicted model, not a curated record. Bases 200 to 2524 code for a protein of 774 amino acids.